AUGUUGGGUCGACACCCCCUCGACCGACACACCGAUAUGUUGGGUCGACACCCCCUCGACCGACACACCGAUAUGUUGGGUCGACACCCCCUCGACCGACACACCGAUAUGUUGGGUCGACACCACCUCGACCGACACACCGAUAUGUUGGGUCGACACCACCUCGACCGACACAGCGAUAUGUUGGGUCGACACCACCUCGACCGACACAACGAUAUGUUGGGUCGACACCACCUCGACCGACACAACGAUAUGUUGGGUCGACACCACCUCGACCGACACACCGAUAUGUUGGGUCGACACCAACUCGACCGACACACCGAUAUGUUGGGUCGACACCACCUCGACCGACACACCGAUAUGUUGGGUCGACACCACCUCGACCGACACACCGAUAUGUUGGGUCGACACCACCUCGACCGACACACCGAUAUGUUGGGUCGACACCACCUUGACCGACACACCGAUAUGUUGGGUCGACACCACCUCGACCGACACACCGAUAUGUUGGGUCGACACCACCUCGACCGACACACCGAUAUGUUGGGUCGACACCACCUCGACCGACACACCGAUAUGUUGGGUCGACACCACCUCGACCGACACAGCGAUAUGUUGGGUCGACACCACCUCGACCGACACAACGAUAUGUUGGGUCGACACCACCUCGACCGACACACCGAUAUGUUGGGUCGACACCCCCUCGACCGACACACCGAUAUGUUGGGUCGACACCCCCUCGACCGACACACCGAUAUGUUGGGUCGACACCACCUCGACCGACACACCGAUAUGUAG
Procambarus clarkii (red swamp crayfish) is the source of this 798-nucleotide messenger RNA. The record is from RefSeq and is a predicted model, not a curated record. NCBI's taxonomy places the organism in Eukaryota, Metazoa, Arthropoda, Malacostraca, Decapoda, Cambaridae.